CUGGGGGGAGAGUUUAGAAGGGAGCGCACUUCCGGUGCCCUUUCUCCCGCGAGCACCUGGGGCCCGGACCCUCGUGCGGAGGGUGCGAUCCGUAAACUGGAGAGCGGUAGAGGCGGGCCGGCACCCCCUUCGGACCACUGGUGCCGCCGGCCUCAGGACCGAACAUGGCCCAGAACUUGAAGGACUUAGCGGGACGGCUGCCCUCCGGGCCCCGGGGCAUGGGCACGGCGCUGAAGCUGCUGCUGGGGGCCGGCGCCGUGGCCUACGGCGUCCGCGAGUCGGUGUUCACCGUGGAAGGAGGGCAGAGAGCCAUUUUCUUUAAUCGGAUCGGAGGCGUGCAGCAGGACACCAUUCUGGCCGAGGGCCUUCACUUCAGGAUCCCCUGGUUCCAGUACCCCAUCAUCUAUGACAUUCGCGCCAGACCCCGAAAAAUUUCCUCCCCCACAGGCUCCAAAGACCUGCAGAUGGUGAACAUCUCCCUGCGGGUGCUGUCCAGACCCAACGCCCUGGAGCUUCCCAGCAUGUACCAGCGCCUGGGGCUGGACUACGAGGAGCGAGUGUUGCCGUCCAUCGUCAACGAGGUGCUCAAGAGCGUGGUGGCCAAGUUCAACGCCUCGCAGCUCAUCACCCAGCGGGCCCAGUUCUCCAGUCCCCUCAAUGCCCCUCUGCCCUCCCCUCCUCCCCCCGGCCCGCAGGUGUCCUUGUUGAUCCGACGGGAGCUGACAGAGAGGGCCAAGGACUUCAGCCUCAUACUGGACGAUGUAGCCAUCACUGAGCUGAGCUUUAGCCGAGAAUACACGGCUGCUGUAGAAGCUAAACAAGUGGCCCAGCAGGAGGCCCAGCGGGCCCAGUUCUUGGUGGAAAAAGCGAAGCAGGAACAGCGGCAGAAGAUCGUGCAGGCCGAGGGUGAGGCUGAGGCCGCCAAGAUGCUGGGAGAAGCUCUGGGCAAGAACCCAGGCUACAUCAAGCUGCGCAAGAUUCGGGCAGCCCAGAACAUCUCCAAGACGAUCGCCACAUCACAGAAUCGUAUCUAUCUCACUGCUGACAACCUCGUGCUGAACCUACAGGAUGAAAGUUUCACCCGGUGAGAGACAUGGCCUUCAGGUGGGGUGUUGACACAGAACAAGGGCUGGAGUCUGGCCGCUUGGGCUCUGGCGCCUGUUACCAGCUUACUCGUGUGACCCUUGAAAACACCAUGUCUCUGAACCAGUUAGAAAAGUGGGUGGUUGACAAUUCCUAACUUGAAUCUCACGGGAUUGAUUUUAUGCGAUCCAAUGGGAUUAUUCAUGUAAAAAGCACUUUAAUUGUAAAGUUUUAAGUGAGAAGUGGUAAAAGAUGAUAUUGGCUGUUUUUCCUUGGGAGCUGCUCUGGGGCACGGAAGGAUGCUAGGAAAGCAGGGGUGAGAAAUGGCAGUGGCCAGGGAGCAAGUCUUCUUUCCAGAGCCUGAGAUUCCUGGCUUCCAACAUGCUUGUCUUUUUCUCUUGGGAGCGAAGGAGGGUUUAGAGUUGAGUGGGGCAUGAAACUGUCGAAUCACGUGUACCUUUCUCUUGUCGGUCUGUGUUCCCUGUUCAUCUGGUGACCUGGCGUCCAAAGGGGAAGUGACAGCCUCAUCAAGGGUAAGAAAUGAACCGCUGAACAAGAACUCCACCCCCAGGGAGGAAGUGGAUCUUUUUCUUCCCCGGUUUUUGAGGAGCCAACUUGGGGCCCUACCCAGCCCCCACUGUCCUGCGAUGGUCCCUCUGCAUCUGUCCUCCCAGCCCUUCUCGGAUGAAGACUGACCAUUUUCAGGGGAGUGACAUUCCUCCCGGUGUCGGCCAGGGGUGUUGGGACAGUGUGUGAUUUCCUGCAGGGUUGAUUCCUCCCUCGUGGUCAGAAGCAACAACCACCACCCCAGAGAUUCUCAAUAAAUGUUUAUUACUUAAGCUGAA
Messenger RNA from Balaenoptera ricei (Rice's whale), 1928 nucleotides. It is a transcript of the gene PHB2, whose product is annotated as prohibitin 2. NCBI's taxonomy places the organism in Eukaryota, Metazoa, Chordata, Mammalia, Artiodactyla, Balaenopteridae. Gene Ontology annotation, biological process: mitochondrion organization. The transcript has 9 exons. Bases 165 to 1088 code for a protein of 307 amino acids. The record is from RefSeq and is a predicted model, not a curated record. Gene Ontology annotation, cellular component: mitochondrion; membrane.